Molecule: messenger RNA, 1620 nt
Organism: Lodderomyces beijingensis
Lineage: Eukaryota; Fungi; Ascomycota; Pichiomycetes; Serinales; Debaryomycetaceae
Source: the annotation of a GenBank genome assembly
AUGUCCACUGCCGUCUACUACACCCACAACAUGCACGGCGAUGAUUUACAAUCCACAAGACACACCUUACCUUCGCUUUCACAGAUUAUGCCCCCAGUCCAACAGCAGCAGCAACAGCAGCAACAAGCACAACAGCAGUCUGAGGCUUCUUCAACCUCGCCCAACUUGAAUGCUUUUUCGAACGGGUUUUACCCCCCUCAACAGUCGCAAUAUCAAGCUACUGGUGCUCAACUGAGUUAUCCGCAAGACCCAUUCUCUAUUGAUUCAACGGCACAAACCACUCCUACAUCUAACUACAAUCCUUACGAACAAACUCAUAAUCAUCAUCAACAACAUCAUCAUCAACAACAACAGCAGCAGCAAUCACUUGGGACCUCGCCAGUUUCUUCUUCUUCUUCCUCGGCAUCUUUAUCGGUAGCAGCUAGUAUCGCUGCUCAAGACUCAGACGCACCGCAAUGUAUAUGUAAAGUCAACCCAAACAAAAUCCCACGUCCAAGAAAUGCUUUUAUUUUGUUUAGACAGAAAUUCCACCAAUUGGUGUUGGAUGAAGGCACUGUGAUUAGAACCAACCCUGAAGUCUCGAGAGAAUUGGGACGUAGAUGGAGGGCAUUACUGCCCGAGGAAAAAGAUCACUGGAACACCCUCGCUGAAGAAGAAAAGAAGAACCACGCUAAAAAAUAUCCAGGAUACAAAUACAUGCCAAGACGCAAUGGUAAGAAUAAGAAUUGUCUUGUAUGUAAGGACAAGCCAUCGGCCAAAGAACUUGCUAGAGCUCAACAGCAACAGCAGCAGCAAGUACAACAGCAGCAACAGGUGCAACAACAAGCACAACAACAGGUGCAGCAGGCUCACCAACAACAGUUUGAAGCUGCUGCUGUUCUUCAACAACAGCAACAACAAAGUCUUCAUUAUGACCAUCAGCAACGCCAUCAUUCCGAUGCCGCUUUAUAUCAACCACAGCCACAUCAGCAGCAAGUCCAUUUGCAACAAGAGCAAUACCUGAAUAUAUUCAAGCUACAACAACAACAGCAAUAUCAACAGCAUUUGGCGCAAGGUCAACAAAUCCAGCCUUCGCAAGCUGCUAACGCGUAUCAAGGCUACAUCAUCACUAACCCAUACAUGAUUCCUCACAACGCUUCCACCACCUCAUUAACAUCUACUACUACUUCCGCUAAUCUGUUGGCCAGCUUACCUUUACCUUCCAAUUCCAUAACUAGUGCUUAUUCAUUACAGCCCAACUCUGCAACAACGUCGCAAAGCGGCGCCAGCUCAUUAUACAGCGAUGCCGUGGCUAGUGCCGCAGGCAAAGUCUCGCCUUUAGCUCACCCAAUCCACCCCCCCUCCAACCAUUUUGCCUCGUCGUUGCCCGUCAUUGCAUCGUCUUCAUCAUCAACAUCGUCGAUAUCGCAUUAUCAUCAAGAUCAGCAUCCUGCUGGAUCAGGUGCUGCUAACACUGGCGACGGCAGCGGCUUGCAUUCAAAUUUUGAAAACGGAAGAAGUGGUUACGUUUCUGCUGCUGCUGGUAGUGUUAGCGGACAAGGCCACGCAUCAUCAGCAUCAACUGCAAACAACGGACAUGCCUCGGCUUAUGGAUUCGAUGGCUUUUCGCAGCAUCACUAA